AAUCCCGACCCAUUUCUCCCUUCGUCCCGUCUCCUCGUCACAAGAAAGAAAGGGGAACACCUAACAAACCACCAAUCUCUCUCCCCCGUCUCCAGCUCGAUUCCUUCCCACCAAAUCUCCCAUCCCCUCCACCGCGUCUCUCCCCCGCCCUUCCUCCAAUAAUCCUCGGUGUGCAAAAGCAGCACCGCGACCGACCGAACCCGCCAUCAAUCCCCACACCCACCCGCCCGCCCGCCCUGCCCCCGAGCCCAACCGACGCGGCGGCCCAGAUCCAGAUCCGGCGUCGGCGGCGGCCAUGAACCCGUCGCGGUCCGCCCCGGCGUCGUUCCGGGACCGCACCAACGAGUUCCGCUCCGCCGUCGAGAGCGCGCGCCGCCACGUCGCCCCGUCCCCGGCCGCCGCGUCCGCCAGCGGCAGCGCCGGGCCGCUCGACGACUCGCGCUCCGCCGCGUCGGCGCACUCCGAGUUCAACCGCCGCGCCUCCAAGAUCGGGCUCGGGAUCCACCAGACCUCCCAGAAGCUCGCCCGCCUCGCCAAAUUGGCAAAGAAGACAUCUGUUUUUGAUGACCCUACCUUAGAGAUACAAGAGUUGACUGCAGUUGUUAAGAAGGAUAUUGGUGCUUUGAAUAAUGCUGUUAUGGACUUGCAAGUUCUGUGCAAUUCACAAAAUGAGAGCGGCAAUCUUUCCAAGGAUACAACAAAUCAUUCCACCACCGUUGUGGACAACCUGAAAAAUCGCCUGAUGAGUGCAACGAAAGAAUUCAAAGAAGUCCUUACCAUGCGGACAGAGAAUUUGAAGGUUCAUGAAAAUAGAAGGCAAAUGUUCUCCUCCUCAGCUGCAAAAGAUGCAUCAAAUCCAUUCAUUCGUCAGCGGCCCCUUGUUCCCAGAGAGGCAUCCGACGCUGCCCCCCCAGCACCAUGGGCCAGUGACUCUGCAACUACGCCAUUGUUUCAGAGGAAGAAGACUAACGGAGAUCAUGGAGCAUCAUCAUCAUCGUCGUCUCCUGCUUUCAUGCAGCAGCAGCAAUUGGCAGUACAGCAGGAUAGUUACAUGCAGAGCAGAGCUGAGGCUCUUCAAAAUGUGGAAUCAACCAUCCAUGAGCUGAGCAACAUCUUUACCCAGCUGGCAACCAUGGUGUCUCAGCAGGGAGAGCUAGCAAUCAGAAUCGAUGAGAACAUGGAGGAGACGGUAGCCAACGUCGAGGGAGCGCAGGGCCAGCUCCUCAAGUACCUCAACAGCAUUUCGUCGAACAGGUGGCUGAUGAUGAAGAUAUUCUUUGUGCUGAUGGUGUUCCUCAUGAUCUUCAUAUUCUUCGUGGCAUGAUCCCCACACCCCUUGUAACGCAUGCAUGUUGUGCCCAAGUACAUUCUUUAAGUUUUACCAAACUACAUACACCAUGUACACAAUUUUCACUGGGAUGAUGAUGAUGAUGAUAAGCGGGAGGCAGUCUAGUAGCCUCUGGUCAUGUAAAUUGGGAGGAGCAUCCAGGAUGGAUCUGUUGUUAGUACCGACCGGGCGGUGAUAUUAUAUUUUAUUACAGUAUGUUUUAUAA
Hordeum vulgare subsp. vulgare (domesticated barley) is the source of this 1553-nucleotide messenger RNA. Its product is annotated as syntaxin-32. Gene Ontology annotation, cellular component: endomembrane system; SNARE complex; Golgi membrane. Gene Ontology annotation, biological process: vesicle fusion; intracellular protein transport; endoplasmic reticulum to Golgi vesicle-mediated transport. The coding region runs from base 296 to 1324 and encodes 342 amino acids. NCBI's taxonomy places the organism in Eukaryota, Viridiplantae, Streptophyta, Magnoliopsida, Poales, Poaceae. The transcript is spliced from 5 exons. The record is from RefSeq and is a predicted model, not a curated record. Gene Ontology annotation, molecular function: SNARE binding; SNAP receptor activity.